Molecule: messenger RNA, 3662 nt
Organism: Cylas formicarius (sweet potato weevil)
Lineage: Eukaryota; Metazoa; Arthropoda; Insecta; Coleoptera; Brentidae
Gene: Fsn
Product: F-box/SPRY domain-containing protein 1
Exons: 4
Coding region: 434-1198 (254 amino acids)
Biological process (GO): proteasome-mediated ubiquitin-dependent protein catabolic process; synapse assembly involved in innervation
Cellular component (GO): synapse; SCF ubiquitin ligase complex
Molecular function (GO): protein binding
Source: RefSeq, a predicted model, not a curated record
UGAAAUGAAAACAAGCCAAAAUAUAUUAAUAGAUCGCCAAGUUGUCUAGAAAGUCUUCGGACUAGGUCUUUUUUCAAAGCCAGUGUUACAACAGUCCACGGAUGAAGACGCAACACAAUAAUCAGUUUCUUUGUAUCACCUUCAGAAUUAAACUGCGAGUUUAGUUACAUUUAAUAAUUUAUACAUUUAGUUAAUAAAUUAUAUUUAAAAGAUAUAUAGCAAUUUGAUGCAUUUUAAAUAAAGUGGACAUUACAGUUUAGUUAAUUAUUAUGAGUUACAUCACAUAGGCGACAAAUGCACCACUUCAAUUUUGGCUUUGGGGAGUACAUUUACGAAGAUUGACAUUCUAAAACAGUACAGAACACAAGAAGAUUUCAAAUACCGUGAACCAAACCUCCAUAACAGUAAAAAUAAACACCCAUCCCAACAAAAAAUGGAUGCUACAGCAACUUUACUUCCAGAUAACUGUUUAGAAGUAAUUUUUUCGUAUUUAACUUUGCGUGAUCUAAGAAAUUGUUCGUUAGUGUGUAAACAUUGGUACGAUUUUUUAAAUGACGAAAACAACGACGUCUGGAGACUGCAUUGUAUUAGAAAACUUGCUGAAGAAGCUCUAAAAUCGGACCUACUAUCUUCAGUUCCCACAUAUAAAGCUAAAUUGAGAGCUUUUUAUCACGCGUGGAAUCCAAAUGACUGCUCUAGGAAUAUUUACAUUAAGCCGAAUGGUUUUACCUUGCAUAGAAACCCCGUAGCCCAAAGUACAGAUGCUUGUCGUGGUAAAAUGGGAUUUAAACAUGGAAGACACGCUUGGGAAGUAAUUUGGGAAGGCCCGUUGGGUACUGUGGCUGUUAUAGGAAUUGCAACAAAGGAUGCUCCAUUACAGUGCCAUGGUUAUGUUGCAUUAUUAGGAUCAGAUGAUCAAAGUUGGGGUUGGAAUCUAGUUGAUAAUCACUUGUUACAUAAUGGAGAUGGGCAAGGAAAUUAUCCUUUGUUAAACAAUGCUCCUAAAUAUCAGGUUGGUGAGAGAAUUAGAGUGAUUCUGGACUGUGAUGACAAUACUUUGUCUUUUGAAAAGAAUUAUGAAUUUUUAGGAGUUGCAUUUAGAGGAUUGCCAGACAAAAAAUUAUAUCCCACAGUGUCUGCUGUUUAUGGAAACACAGAAGUUUCUAUGGUAUAUCUUGGAGCACCUUUAGAUGGCUAACACAAUUGAACUUAUAGCCUAUUUUUUAAAAUGUGAAACAUAAUGGAGUGAUAGAUCAACCGUCAGGUACAAGAAGGUGCAUAACAGGUCAGUUUGGUUUGCCCAUUGUGAUAAUACAGUUUAACUGUGUAACAAUUUCAUUUGAAAGUAAUGAAAUGAACUUCCAGCCCUAAGUAAUAAGUCUGUAAUUUAGUGUACUUCUUUUUUUGUUACAUUGGAACACUACCAUGUUUAACAUAUCUUAGUCCAGUUUACAUUUACAUCUCUCAUCAAUAAAUCCAGCAAGCUUGGGUACAGUUUUACCCAUAAUGCAAUUUGUCAUUGGUUUCUGCCUUUACUGUCAAAUUGUUCCCAGGAAUUUCUGUAAAUAGAAUUUGUUGAAAAUAGAUGUAGCAAAUAUGACUGAAAAAGAAGUUUUAAGAGAAGUGCAGUUUAUUGAGGAUGCAUGUACCUCUAACUUCAUGCAAGAAUUCAAAGUCAUGUGGCAAGAGCUGUCUAUGUAUGAAGAUUUACUCGAUGACAUAGAGUUAGAUAUCUUGAACUUAAGAUAUGAAUUUUCACAAAUAUUGCUUCAGUAUGAGAGUUUGGUCCAUGAAAUUGAAAAUUUAGAAGUGUAUGACAGUGAUUAUUAGAUUUAUGAAUCCAAUUUCAAAUUCCUUUGUUUCUGGUGUUUAAUAUGUCAAAUGCCUAUGCGAUCAAUAUAAAUUUGUAAUUGCUUAUUUGAUUGUGUUCUUGAUUGUGAGUUCUUCACUUAUUGAUCUUAUCUAACUUUGGUGAUGUAUUUUGAAGAAACGGUAGCUAAUGCCUAUUCAUUUGCACAGAACUGCCCAGAUGCGUAUCGGCGGAUUUUACUGGGCAGUGGUUUCAUAGUGAAACAAUUUUUUUGUUAGCAAAAUGAGUAACUGAAGUGAAAACUCAGCAGGUUAAAUACUAUUGUGUCACUUUCUCUUUAUGGCUUUUUUAAAAGCAAUUAUAAGUGGGGUAAUAUACUUAUAACUAUUUGAAGAAUGUUUUCUUAUUAUCUUACGCUUUUCACUUAUUCGUCUUAUUCGUCAAAACAAAAAUUUUUAAUUGAGUGUAAUAGAAACCACACCUUGUUCUAACAAUUUUCAAAUAAUUUUGAUGUGAACUAAUUUUUAUGUGGAAUCUCUAUUAUGGAUGAAUUUGUCUUCAUGCAUGCAUUUCGAAUAGUUGAAAACGACUAUUUUGUCUGGUGCCGUAAGUAUGGCAUUCAUAAUUAAAAAUACACCUAGUAAAUUUAAAAAAAUAUUGACCAUUUAAAUUAAGUCGUAAGGCCUAUUUAAAUAGAUUUAAUAUUUGAAGACCAUUUAAAUUUCACUGUAUUACCAACCAUGGUGACAGAUGGGGUACCCAUCCACUCAUUAAAGUGAACGUUUGCAGAAGUUAUUUAAAAUGAUUUGACACAGAUGUUGAUGUAAAUGUUAACUACAGGUCUUUUAGGCAUAACUGUUGUAGCUUGAAGUAUAUGUUUAUGUUUAAAUGCUGUAAUUAUCACAUGAAAUAGCGAUUUUACUCAGCACCUUAGAAAUUGUUUAGAAGGUAAGUAUAAUUUCAUUUAUUUAAUUUUACUUACCAAAUUACUAAUUAAUUACCUGAAAAUUAAAUUUUAUUGUUAAGUAGUGCAAUUUAAUUUAAUAAUAUAACUGGGUGAAGAUGAAUUAAAUAAUAAUUCUUCUAAGUACUAUUGAACUAUAUGUAGAAAAAAUAUUUUCUCACAGUCUGUAAACAUAUUUAUGGUAUGAACAAUUUAAAUAACAGCCUUUUUCCAAUUUGAGAACUUUGAACAAGCAAACCACCAUAUAAUUUAGUUACCAUAAGUUGAAAAAAAAUCUUAUUUGUCUACUUGUACUUGAUUAUAUUGUCAUUUCAUUUUCACUCCCAUAUUCAAAAAUCAGCAAACACCAACUUAGAAUAAAUGAAUUUUGAGUCUCAAAAGUUCUAAAGUCUUUGAAGCUGCGCCGCACUUAUAAAGAUUGAACAAUGGAGCGACAGAUGCAAUGACAUUUGAGUUACUUAAUUGUUUGAAAAAUCCGGUAAGGAAAUAGAUAAAUUAUACUUUUGGCACUUCUUAGAUACUCAUAUGCGCAGAAAAUUUACAAAGUAUUUAAUUACCAAAAAGCUUGCGUCUGUUAUCAAUUCGUGUUUGAGUCCCUCCAAGAAGCCGAUUAGUAUUCACAAAGUCAACAAGUAGGUACUUCUCCAAUUGUUAUUUACAUUCCAAUAAACAAAAUGAGACUGUUUCAAGUUGCAAAUUCAGAGUGAAAAUGAAUUGGUAUAGUACCGAAAAUUGUUGCAUUUUAGUUUGUAAUCAGUUUUAUUUAUUAUAUUUAUUAUAUAUUUUUACUUCCAUUCUUGGUAUAGUAUGAUUUAUCUGUGAUAUUAUUUUAUUAUACACAAUUUUAUGUCUAAAUACUUUUAUUAACAUGAUUAAAAGUUUCUUGUA